Molecule: messenger RNA, 1563 nt
Organism: Hipposideros armiger (great roundleaf bat)
Lineage: Eukaryota; Metazoa; Chordata; Mammalia; Chiroptera; Hipposideridae
Gene: CEACAM16
Product: CEA cell adhesion molecule 16, tectorial membrane component
Exons: 6
Coding region: 92-1366 (424 amino acids)
Source: RefSeq, a predicted model, not a curated record
CACCAGACGGAGCCAAGCCCCAACCAGGAAGGGCCUCGGAGCAUUGGGACGCCAACGCCGCUGUCUCCAAGACCCGGGUUUGGGGCGAAAGAUGGCGCUGACCGGGUACAGCUGGCUCCUCCUCAGCGCCACGUUCCUGAGCGCAGGGGCCGAGAUCUCUAUCACCCCCGAGCCUGACCAGCCAGCUGAAGGGGACAACAUCACACUGGCUGUCCAUGGGCUUUCGGGGGAGCUGCUUGCCUACAACUGGUAUGCAGGGCCCACGCUCAGCCUGACUUACCUGGUGGCCAGCUACAUCGUGAGCACAGGCGAUGAGACCCCUGGCCCAGCCCACACGGGGCGGGAGGCUGUGCGCCCCGAUGGCAGCCUGGACAUCCGGGGCGCCCUGCUUGGGCACUCGGGCACCUACAUCCUGCAGACUCUCAACAGGCAGUUACAGACGGAGGUGGGCUACGGACACUUGCAGGUCUAUGAGAUCCUGGCCCCGCCUGUGGUCCUGGCCAACACCACAGAGUUGGUGGAACGCCGAGACACCCUGCGCCUGAUCUGCAGCAGCCCCAGCCCCGCUGAGGUCCGCUGGUUCUUCAACGGCGAGGCCCUGCCCAUCGACAUCCGCCUCGGCCUGUCCCCGGACGGCCGGGUGCUGACCCGGCAUGGCAUCCGCAGGGAAGAGGCAGGAGCCUACCAGUGUGAGGUCUGGAACCCGGUCAGUGUCAGCCGCAGCGAGCCCAUCAACCUGACCGUGUACUUUGGCCCGGAACGUGUGGCUAUCAUCCACGAUUCCACCACCCGCACGGGCUGCACCAUCAAAGUAGACUUCAACACGUCUCUCACCCUGUGGUGCGUGUCCCGGUCCUGCCCAGAGCCUGAGUAUGUGUGGGCCUUCAAUGGGCGGGCCCUAAAGAAUGGUCAAGAUUACCUCAACAUCAGUAGCAUGACAGCGGCCCAGGAGGGCACCUACACGUGUAUUGCUAAGAACCCCAAGACCCUGCUGUCUGGAUCAGCCUCAGUGGUGGUCAAGCUGUCAGCUGCAGUAGUCGCCAUGUCUAUCGUGCCUGUCCCCACGAAACCAACAGAGGGCCAGGACGUGACACUGACUGUACAAGGCUACCCCAAGGAUCUGCUGGUCUACGCCUGGUACCGUGGGCCUGCCUCUGAGCCCAACCGGCUGCUCAGCCAACUGCCCUCAGGGAAUUGGAUCGCAGGCCCCGCGCACACAGGCCGGGAGGUGGGCUUCGCCAACUGCUCGCUGCUGGUGCAGAAGCUGAACCUCACAGACGCCGGCCGCUACACACUCAAGACUGUCACACUGCAGGGCAAGACUGAGACGCUGGAACUGGAGCUGCAGGUGGCCCCCAUGGAGUAGCAGCAUGGCCCUGGAGACCUCCGGAGAGAAGAGCUCUUUGCACCAUCCUCCCCAUCUCCUCUCCCUGAGUGGAGGAUCGCCGUCGUCCUACUCCUCUGUUCUCCUGCUUCCACACUAGAGUUAAAGCCGACAGGGCCCUGCUCCUUCGCUGAGCUGUCAGAGAGUCACAGAGGCCAUAAACAUCCUGGUUAACACAA